Molecule: messenger RNA, 855 nt
Organism: Achroia grisella
Lineage: Eukaryota; Metazoa; Arthropoda; Insecta; Lepidoptera; Pyralidae
Product: probable palmitoyltransferase ZDHHC24
Exons: 1
Coding region: 19-837 (272 amino acids)
Biological process (GO): protein targeting to membrane; peptidyl-L-cysteine S-palmitoylation
Cellular component (GO): Golgi apparatus; endoplasmic reticulum
Molecular function (GO): protein-cysteine S-palmitoyltransferase activity
Source: RefSeq, a predicted model, not a curated record
UCUUCAACAACAUUUAACAUGAAUAUAAUAACAAGAAAUUGUAUAAAAAAACCAGUUUACACUUACGAAAAAGUGCAGUGUGUCGCCAUUUUAUUUAUUUUGAUACCUGGUUAUUUCAUAUUUGAAAUGGUGAUAGUGAAACCAACGCUCGUAAAAAUGUUCGAGAUGGCAGUCGUAAAGCAUUCAAUACAUGUUAUAUUGUCAAUAUUCUGUUACAUAAAUGUAAGUGGCAACAUGUUAAUGGCUAUUGCAACUGAUGCCAGUUCAAAAAACAACGUCAAAGAUGGUAUCUACUGCAAAUUUUGUAACAGAAACCGCUCGCAGCGAAGCUGGCACUGCAGAACUUGUAAUGUUUGCAUUCUGGGCAGAGAUCACCACUGUUUUUUCUUUUCCACUUGCAUCGGUCUCUACAACCGGCGUUAUUACAUCCUUUUCCUAUUUUACAUUAUAAUUUCAAUGUUAUAUUCCUCAUAUUACAACUAUUACUAUGUGUCAUCUAAACUUGAGGAGCAUGGCUUUAUGAUAUCUGUCUUCAGAAUUAUCAAUCCUUUAUUGCGAUUUAUAACUCCAGAACCGAUGAGCGUAGUAGAUCUAUAUGUAUUGUUUUUCUUAUUAAAUAUAUUGCUUCUUGUUUGGAUUACGGUAUUAUUCUGUUUUCAUAUGAGGAAUGUAACUAGAGGUGUAACUACUCAUGAGUCGAAGAAUAUUAGUACCAAGAGAAGCAUUGGAUGGAAGAAUAAUUUGCUAAGUGUAUUUGGUAGACGCUGGUAUUUCGCAAUACUCUGGCCUUUUAUUGAAAGUCCAUUAUCAGACUUUAUUCGUGAAGAAACUGAUUGAUCCUUUAUAAUUGUAUAA